This is a messenger RNA of Trypanosoma rangeli, 1059 nucleotides long. RefSeq names its product map-kinase like proteinue. Gene Ontology annotation, molecular function: ATP binding; MAP kinase activity. The record is from RefSeq and is a predicted model, not a curated record. Bases 1 to 1059 code for a protein of 352 amino acids. Gene Ontology annotation, biological process: protein phosphorylation; intracellular signal transduction. Gene Ontology annotation, cellular component: nucleus; cytoplasm. Lineage: Eukaryota; Euglenozoa; Kinetoplastea; Trypanosomatida; Trypanosomatidae. The transcript has a single exon.
AUGGCCCCGUUCAAUGUCGACGGUCACAUCGAGCAGCGGUACAAAAUCAUCAGCCACAUUGGCAGUGGGGCGUACGGCGUCGUGUGGUGUGCGCUGGACCGUCAGACAAGUGGACUAGUGGCGUUGAAGAAGGUGUUUGACGCAUUCGGGAACCAGCAGGAUGCACAGCGGACAUACCGUGAGGUGAUGCUGCUCAAUGCCCUUCAUCAUGGGAGUAUUAUACGCCUGACGAACAUGAUACGGUCUGUGAAUGACGCCGACCUCUACCUGGCGUUUGAGCUAGCCGAGACAGAUCUCUCAACAAUUCUGCAUCACAAUGUUUUACUACCGGUUCAUCAACAGUACUUGGCCUACCAGGUUGUAAAAACUGUCGCCUAUUUACACAGCCGUGGCGUACUUCAUCGCGACUUGAAACCGGCCAACAUUUUUGUAAACUCUGACUGUGGCAUUAAGCUUGGUGACUUUGGGCUUGCGCGGUGUGCUCAGGCCCAAGGCGAAGAUGUCUUUCGGGAUUUGACAGGUUACGUCGCCACCCGCUGGUACAGAGCGCCCGAACUACUUGUGAACUCCGCGAAUUACACGACAGCCAUGGACAUUUGGGCGGUUGGUUGCAUCAUUUAUGAGCUGCUAACAUCAUCACCACUUUUCAUGGGGCGCUCCACACUGCAUCAACUCUCCCUCAUCAUUGGUGCCCUGGGGGAGCCCACAACCUCCGACUUGGAGAGUUUGGGGUCAAAUGAAAUAUGGCCGCUUAUGGACGCCUCUCCUGCCAUCAAAAGUCAUCCCUUGCAGGAAAAUCUGCGUGAACACGACCCCGACGCAGUGGACCUAAUCUGCAAACUUGUUGUUUUCAACCCCAAUAAGCGGUUAACAGCGCGGGGGGCUCUUAGACAUCCGUAUUUCGCCCCCUUCUUCACUGACAAAGAUAUUGAGGAACUUGACAAAGCUGAAGUGAUUUCACUGCCGCUGCCAGAUGAGAAGAACUUUGCUGUUGCAGAGUACAGGGAGGCACUGUAUGAGGUCAUCUCGCGUUGUUUUCGUCAGCAUGCCUCUUUCUAG